AUGGACGAUAUUCUUGAAGAAGAUAUCAAUAAACUGGAGAAUAAAAAUAUCAAUAUAUGGAAGAUGAAGGAAGCUAAAUUACCACUAGUUGCAUUAAUAUUGAGCUUCAUAUUUCCACCAAUAGGCUGUAUAGCCUUUUUGAUAUUAUCUAGAGCACCGAAAUCUAGCCCACGUUAUAAAGUUGCAGUUGCAGCUUUGUAUACGGGAUCACUACUAUCAGCAUUGUAUACAUUUCUGAUAGCAAUGUUUCUAUUGGCUUUAGUAGGUCCUAAAUAUAAGCCUUAUGUUAUAUUAGGUCCUGCAUAUUAA
Molecule: messenger RNA, 309 nt
Organism: Cryptosporidium muris RN66
Lineage: Eukaryota; Apicomplexa; Conoidasida; Eucoccidiorida; Cryptosporidiidae
Exons: 1
Coding region: 1-309 (102 amino acids)
Source: RefSeq, a predicted model, not a curated record